CGGCGCCACCCCUCUGACCGCAUCUCAUCACUGACUUUCCCAGCCCAACAAUAGCCGGGGAGCGCCCGGCGUAACGCAUGCAGACAACGUCGCAGCCUUGAGCUGAUGGUCGUUGCAUACGUCUUUUAUUAUGGCAGGUCGAUACUCGACAGAGUUUCUGCUGCAUCUACGCCAGUCGCCGCUAUGCGUCAAGCCUCCAAAUCUGCCCCCUCCCGAGGAGUGGAUGGGGCCACCCCCGGAGACCAUUCGCAACCAACAAAAGGCAGCCAAUGAUCGUACCAAAGGCGGUGACAAUCUGCUCCUGAACCAAGACAAUCGGCGGGGGCCGCACGACCGCGGUGGGCCCAGAAAUGCAGCAAAUCCCGACGAACUUAUCCUCGGCCCGCCGCGCACGAGUUUCGCAUCUGCCACCUCCAUCCGCAACCCCCGACCCGGAGAUGUCGAGAAGGGAUUCAGGGACUCGGAGCGGCAGGAUCGUGCUGACCGCUUUAACUUCCGCAACCGCGCCAACGACUCGGAGAGCGGCGGCGACAGAUUUGGCAGAACUGCUAGGGACGACCGCAACAACGGUUUCCGGCGGCGCGGUGAUCAAGAUCAAGACAGUGAGGGCUGGAGCACCGUGAAACCGCGUAAGAGCUUUGGUAACGAGGGUGCCGAGCGUUUCCAUGGACGCAUGGGUGGUGUCGGCGCUGGCGACCGCUUUGGUGGCCGGGACGACCGACGGUUACGCGACCGCGAUGACCGAGAGAGUGGAGACCGCCAAAACCGGAGCCGCAACUUUGACCAUCGCUUGCGGGACCAGGAUGGCGACGAGCCUGAUACCCCGCGCAGAAAUGGACUGGCGCGGGGCAAGUCAGAUUUGUGGUUCAGGGAGAAUCCGACGGGCAACGGCAAUGAUGCUCCCAUGUCCCAGCGAGAACGCAUUGACAGGAUCAAGAGCUGGCGCGACAGAGACCCCGAGGACAGGCCGAACGAUCGGCACGGCGACCGAAACGACCGGAACUACGAGCGGAGGUGGGACCGUGACCGCCAGGGCCGUAUCGAGAACGACCCCGAGUGGCUUGACGAGCCCGCCGAGGAGAAAGCACAGGGCCAUACGGAGGAGGACUUCAAGAAGUUCAUGGAAGAAAUGAAGGCCGCCAAAGGUGGCGCUGCCCCGAAGCCGGAAGAGAAGCCGGCCAUGACCUUCGACGAGCCUGCCACUAGCACCGCUGCCGAGACCGAGCAAAAGGUCGUCUCGGCGCCCGCCAUAGACCAGGGCCCAGACAAGUUCUUUGCCACCUAUGGCAGCACCACCAUUGAUGUGAAUGCUGCCGUUGUUGAAGCCAAGGAUGCGGCGAAAGCAAGAGCAGGCAAGUCUUCGAGAUUCAUGGCUUUCCUGGCUCCCCAAGACGAUAGCCGAGCAAAGACAGAGCCGACAACACCCGCAGCAGGAAUUCCUCAGCCCGGCGAGAAGGCUACGGCGCCGCCACAACAAAGGGAUGCCGAAAAGGAAGCAUUUGCCCUUCUACUUCAGAAGCUACAGCGGUCAGGGAUUGGCUCGGCACCUCAGCCGAGCGUUCCGCCGGCUCAGACAGCCCCCAACAAGUUCGCCGAGGCCCAGUUCCAGGAGCUCCAGCAGAAGAGUGCGGUUGCGUCCCCGGAGCCGUUUCAGCAAUACGGUAACAAUGAUAGACGCGAGGAUCCGCGUAUGCGUCAACACUCGAUUCAUGACAUGCUGUCGCCCCGACCAGUCGGCCUCCCAGGGCCCCCUCCCCCCGUUACGCGGCCGGAACAGGCCUUGCAGGAUCUCCUCGCUCAGCGGCAUCAUUUUCCCAGCCAAGCGAAUGCACGUGCGGCUCAGAACGUCAUCGCGGUCAACCGCAAUACGGAGUUCCUUAUGGGUCUCAUGCAGAGCCAUCGCGACGCCCCCGAACCACCCCGCACCGAACAGCUUCUCCUCCGUAUGCCGCAGCCCACCAAACAGGUAUCGCUGGCCAGCGUACCGGACCGCGAGCAAGACUAUCACCGUGAGCGAAGCGCGUCCCAGCGGCAGCCACUGCGCGGCCAGAGUGGCCCGCCGGGCUUCCUCGACGACAACCAGUUCCACCCUGGAGAUGUCGAGACCCGUCCGCCCCCGCAACCCACACAGAUCCUGCAGCGCCCGCAUGCGCCGCCUGGUCUGGACCAUCAGAUGCACCCCUUCGUCAUGGGCGGAGUCAACCCCGCAGCCGCAGCGGCUGCAGCACAGAUGCCUCCUCAGCGGCCCAUGAUUCCACCCCCCGGCCUCCUCAACAAUGGACCGCGCAAUGUCCCGAUGCCGGGCAUGUUCCCACCCAACUUCCCCCCUCCGCACGCUCACGGACACGGAGGCCCAGGCGGACCGGGCAGCUUUGCCCCUGGACCCCCUCAUUCUGCUCAUGGCGGUGCACCGCCCCCUCCUGAUGGGUUGGUUGGCCCGCCUCCCCAGCCCGGUCCACAGCGCUCCAUGCAGCCACCUCCGGGCUUCUUCGGCGGCCCUCCCCCGCCGGGGUUCUUGCCACACCUUGGCAUGGCAGGCGGUGGCGGAUUCCAGGGACCGGACGGUCCGCAACCCCCGAGUGCAGGACCAGGCCCCUUUAGAGGGGUGCCAAGCCCGUUUGACAGAUUGGAGCAGAUCGCAGCGAUGGAGAGACGGGGCAUGCUGCCUCCGGGAGGUUAUAGGGGUCCUUGAGCGAUUCCGACUUUAGGGAUCAUGGAAGGUCGUGAAGCUCAGCGGGGUAUUGCUUCCUUCCCUCCUUAGCGUACCCAGCGACCUAGGCUUUCGGAACUUCGGCGGUACUGAGAUAAAAGACAAUUAGUGGCAAGGGGAGGAGCGGGUUGGUCGAGCAUGGACAAGCGGACAGGAGCAG
This is a messenger RNA of Chaetomium strumarium, 2870 nucleotides long. RefSeq lists its product as uncharacterized. Bases 131 to 2692 code for a protein of 853 amino acids. NCBI's taxonomy places the organism in Eukaryota, Fungi, Ascomycota, Sordariomycetes, Sordariales, Chaetomiaceae. The record is from RefSeq and is a predicted model, not a curated record. The transcript is spliced from 3 exons.